UCAGUUACUCGUGGCCAGAGUAAAUGGAAAGAUCAAGUGAAAAGCCUACUUUCAGUGGUCUGAAAACCGAGUUGAUGUUUGACAAAAAACUGUGGAAGAACAUAUGAACAUAUCGAGUCUUUAGCAGUCGAACAAUAAUUGUGAUAAUUACCCAAUUGUGAUAAGCGAAUUAAGCAAAGUGCCAAAAAAGAACAACAAAAUCUAACAAACUAAUUCCAAAGUAUUUUGUUGAGAGAAAUACAUAAAAUACAAAGCAAGCAAUAUGCCUGAGCUCAUUGAACAAAGCAAAAUUAUUUCCGGCAAUGUGUGCGGCCUGCCCCAGUUGCACAAGCUGCGCCAGGACAACUGCGGUCUGUACAGCCACAUCCGCGGCAUCCCCAUCUCCUAUGGAAAUGUGGACUCGCUGACCGCCGGAGUGCGCAGCUUCGUGGAGGAGGGCAUCGCCCUGUGCCAACCCGACCAGGUGCACAUCUGCGAUGGCAGCGAGCAGGAGAACAAGAUGCUCAUCAAGAGCCUUCUGGAGGCGGGCACCAUUGUGCCGCUGCCCAAGUACGAGAACUGCUGGCUGGCCCGCACCAAUCCGGCGGAUGUGGCCCGCGUGGAGUCGCGCACCUUCAUCUGCACGGACCGUAAAGAGGAGACCAUUCCCACGCCCCUGGAGGGCGUCAAGGGCGCCCUGGGCAACUGGAUCUCGCCCAGCGACAUGGAAGCCGCCGUCCAGCAGCGCUUCCCCGGCUGCAUGAAGGGCCGCACCAUGUACGUGGUGCCCUUCAGCAUGGGACCCGUGGGCUCGCCGCUCUCCAAGAUCGGCAUCGAGCUGACCGACUCCGCCUACGUGGUGGCCUCCAUGCGGAUCAUGACCCGCAUGGGAGCCGCUGUCCUGCGCCAGCUGGCCAAGAAGGAGGAGUUCGUCCGCGCCCUGCACUCCGUGGGCGCCCCGGCCAACGGGCAGGUGGAGCAGCCAUCCUGGCCCUGCGAUCCCGAGCGCACCAUCAUCCUGCACAAGCCCGCCGAGAAUUUGAUCGUGUCCUAUGGCUCUGGCUACGGUGGCAACUCGCUGCUGGGCAAGAAGUGCUUCGCCCUGAGGAUUGGCAGCACCAUUGCCAAGCGCGAGGGCUGGCUGGCCGAGCACAUGCUGAUCCUGGGAAUCACCGAUCCCAAGGGCGAGAAGAAGUACAUCACCGCCGCCUUCCCGUCGGCCUGUGGCAAGACCAACCUGGCCAUGCUCAACCCCUCGCUGGCCAACUACAAGGUGGAGUGCGUGGGCGAUGACAUCGCCUGGAUGAAGUUCGACUCCCAGGGAGUGCUGCGUGCCAUCAACCCGGAGAAUGGGUUCUUUGGCGUGGCUCCUGGCACCUCGAUGGAGACCAACCCCAUUGCCAUGAACACGGUGUUCAAGAACACCAUCUUCACGAACGUGGCUUCCACCUCGGAUGGCGGAGUCUUCUGGGAGGGCAUGGAGAGCAGUCUGGCGGAGAAUGUCCAGAUCACCGACUGGCUGGGCAAGCCCUGGACCAAGGAGUCCGGCAAGCCGGCCGCUCAUCCCAACUCCCGCUUCUGCACCCCGGCCGCCCAGUGCCCCAUCAUCGAUGGCGAGUGGGAGGAUCCGGCGGGAGUGCCCAUCUCCGCCAUGCUCUUCGGGGGACGUCGUCCGGCUGGAGUGCCCCUGAUCUACGAGGCCAGGGACUGGACCCAUGGAGUCUUCAUUGGCGCCGCCAUGAGGAGCGAGGCCACCGCCGCCGCCGAGCACGUGGGCAAGGUGAUCAUGCACGAUCCCUUCGCCAUGCGGCCCUUCUUCGGCUACAACUUUGGCGACUACGUGGCCCACUGGCUGAGCAUGGAGAAGCGCGGCAAGGUGCCCAAGAUCUUCCACGUCAAUUGGUUCCGCAAGAGCGCCAAGGGCAAGUUCAUGUGGCCCGGAUACGGCGAGAACUCCCGGGUGCUCGAGUGGAUCCUGCGCCGCGUGAACGGAGAGUCCUGCUUCGUGGACUCGGCCAUCGGUCGCAUUCCCGCCGAGGGAGCCCUCAACCUGGAAGGCAUGAAGGAUCAGGUGGAUGUGGACGAGAUCUUCUCGCUGCCCAAGGAGUUCUGGACGCAGGAGGUCAAGGAGAUCCGCACCUACUUCGAGUCGCAGGUGGGCGCCGAUCUGCCAGAAAGCAUUUACCAGCAGCUGGACGAGCUGUCGGCCCGCGUUGCCAGCCUUUAAGAAGGAUUUAUGAGGAGAAACCAUCCAUCCAUACGGAAACAUCUUUACCCGCCCCACACACCUGCUCACCAUCCGUACUAUCCCUCAUACUCACCCCCUAUAUGAUAUGCUAUCCUGUCCUAUCCUGUACCCCAAUACCUUAUGUAGUCGUUUCUCUAGUUUUUAAGCCGAAGACUUCCAAACUAUUUAUUAUGUAAGCAGCCUAAGUUUAGUCAGUAAGCAAACAAACAGAAAACCUGAAAAAAAUAAAACAAGACGAUUUUAUAACCUA
This is a messenger RNA of Drosophila takahashii, 2477 nucleotides long. It is a transcript of the gene Pepck1, whose product is annotated as Phosphoenolpyruvate carboxykinase 1. Gene Ontology annotation, biological process: gluconeogenesis; cellular response to glucose stimulus; response to starvation. Gene Ontology annotation, molecular function: manganese ion binding; phosphoenolpyruvate carboxykinase (GTP) activity; GTP binding. Gene Ontology annotation, cellular component: cytosol. The record is from RefSeq and is a predicted model, not a curated record. Lineage: Eukaryota; Metazoa; Arthropoda; Insecta; Diptera; Drosophilidae.